Molecule: messenger RNA, 2313 nt
Organism: Medioppia subpectinata
Lineage: Eukaryota; Metazoa; Arthropoda; Arachnida; Sarcoptiformes; Oppiidae
Source: the annotation of a GenBank genome assembly
AUGUUCCGCACGGUUCAUAGAUCCAAGAGUGACGACUCGCGGAUCACUCUAUCGGAGUCACCGGAAGAGGCGUUCGCCCCACACGACGACGCCAUAGUGCCGGCGCCCAAACCCCGGAGCGCUCACAGCGGCAGCAAAUACAUCAAAGGCCUGCAAACCAAUAAAGUGUUUCCCCAGAAAUUGCCGCCCAUUACCACCAAAAUCAAGAAGGUUAAGAAAAUGAGCAACAAAAUCAAUUCAGGCCGACUGUCAGAGUCGGUAACGGAUGGGUUUCACGUUUCGUGGACUAAUCUGUCAUAUAUAGUGGAGAAGUCGUCGUUCCCCUACCUGUCCAACGCCCACAUACCUAAAGUACGGGUUAUAUUGAAAUGUCUGAGCGGUUCGUUCAACAGCUCGGAGCUGACAGCAGUGAUGGGACCGUCCGGCGCCGGAAAGUCUUCGCUGUUGGCCUGUGUUUGUGGCAAACGUACGACCGGUGUGUCCGGCGAUAUACGGAUCGUGGGCUGCAAACGGAUCAAAGUGGCGAUAAUCGCUCAAAACGAUUACUUGACCGACAAGUUCACGCUCCGGGAGGCGCUUCUGUUUGCCUCCAAAACCAAGAAUGGCCUCAAGAAAGUGGAUCACGAAGAGGUGAUCAAUAACGUGGUGAACGCGCUGUCGCUGGAGACCUGUCUGGACAACCGUCUCGGGAAGUGUAGCGGCGGUCAACGGCGACGGGUGUCGAUCGCACUGGAGUUGGUCUCCAAUCCCAAUAUCCUAAUACUGGAUGAGCCGACCUCUGGUUUGGACAGUUCGGCCUGUUUUCAGAUCAUUGAAAACCUGCGCGAUUUGACUCAACACAAGAAGAACCCGAUGGCAAUCGUGGCCACAAUACAUCAGCCCAGCGCUCGCGUGUUCAACAUGUUUCACAACGUCUAUGUCAUCUCACAUAACGGCCAGUGUAUAUAUCACGGACCUCCCGAUAAUAUUGUGCAUCACUUAUCGGUGGUAAACCUAUCGGUGCCCGAGUUUCACAAUCCGGCCGAUUAUAUUGCAGAGAUAGCGUCUGGAGAGCACGGAGAGGAUAGCAUCACACGACUGGCCACUCAUCGCAAGGAAUCGCUAAUAAACGGCUCGCAGACACCCGCGGCCACAGAAUCGUCGCAUAAAUUGUCCGAAAUGUCACAAAAAUAUAAAUUUCCACUUAUUUUGCAUACAUUUUUACUGAUCGGCCGAUCGCUACGGCUGACGGUGAGAGAGCCGCACCUAUCGUGGAUCCGAUUGGGCGCCAGCGUAAGCACCGGCUUCUUCUUGAGCUUCGUGUUCGCGCACUCGGAUUUGGGUCAAGUGGCCGGUUGUCCGCCCCGUAUGGAAGGCCUUUAUACCACACGACCGACAGAUCUGUUCAAAAACGCCGAAUACGAACACAAAAGGAUUGAAGAGAAUUUGGGAUCAAUUUUCUUCAGCGCCGUAUUCCUCCUCUAUUCGGGAAUAUUGCCAACACUUAUGACUUUUCCCAAAGAAUUCAAUUGUCUUAUUAAACACUACACCAACGGCUGGUAUUCAGUCUUCACGUAUUACUUGUCGAAGAUUAUCGUCGAUUUGCCCCUCAUUUUUAUCACCACGUUCAUAUAUCUAACCAUAUGGUAUUUGGUAACCUCUCAAAUCCCAGAAAUGUGGAGGUAUUGGACCAUCAUCUUAGCGGGUAUAUUGAUUAUGCUGAACGGCCAGAGCCAGGGCAUGAUAUGUAGUGCCUGGUACUCCCGAGACCCGGUCGCCGCCUCAUAUUUAAGUAUCGUCACUUCGACGCCUUUCUUUCUGCUCAGCGGUUAUUUAGUGCGAACCAAACGUAUGCCCGACUAUAUCCGUCCGGUGACCGCCAUCUCACACACCAAAUACGCGUUCGAGUCAAUGGUGAUCGCCAUCUAUGGCUAUCAGCGCUGUUGGUAUCCGGAGUCUAACCAGACAUUGGUUCAGCCGCCGUGGCUUCGGUUCCUACGGGUGAUGACCGCCUCAAUGGUCGACAACAACAAAGAGGAUACUCUCGACGACGACGACUCUUAUCUCGUUAUCAAUAAUAAUAAUACUAAUAGUAGUGGCGGUUAUGACGGCGCCGGUGGUGGUGAAGAUGAUGGAGCCAUGAAUGAUAUAUUAGCCCUGUUUUCCGGCAGUCAUGCCGUCACUGAUAAUAAGUACCAAUCGAUGGUUAUGUCUGAGUUUGAGUUCACCGAUGAUAUGCUUCCCUAUAAUCUUCUGGUACUCCUCUUAUAUACCAUUAUCUUUCAAUUCAUAGCAUAUAUUGUCUUAAUUCGCAAAUUGAGAAAAACUACUUAA